Molecule: messenger RNA, 1005 nt
Organism: Penicillium malachiteum
Lineage: Eukaryota; Fungi; Ascomycota; Eurotiomycetes; Eurotiales; Aspergillaceae
Product: chitin binding protein
Exons: 1
Coding region: 1-1005 (334 amino acids)
Source: RefSeq, a predicted model, not a curated record
AUGAAGCAGUUCACCCCAAUCGUCGCUGCUGUCGCUACUCUCACCAGCCUUGUUCCCACCGUUCACGGCCACGGCUUCGUCACUAGCCCAACACCCCGAUACCCCGGUGCCGCCUUCGAAGCAGCCUGCGGUCAACAAGCCUAUGACACCGAGACAGCCGAUAUCUACGGCAACGUACAAAACGAACUGACAGCCGAAGAAGGCCAGAGUGACUACAAUGCCGCUGAGUGUGACAUAUUCCUCUGCAAGGGUUUCAAAUACGCAGACAACAACGUCACCUACUCGUACACUGCUGGCGAGGUUGUCGACUUUGAGGUAACGAUUCAGGCUCCGCAUACUGGUCUCGCCAAUGUCUCCGUUGUCGAUACCUCUUCCAACACUGUCAUCGGUAAUCCGUUGAUCUCCUGGUCUGUCUACGCUUCGACAGCUACUGGAGUUGCAGCAAACAACACCAAGUUCAGUGUUACUAUUCCUGAUGACCUCAGUGACAAGUGUACCACCGGUGGAGAUUGUGUGCUGCAGUGGUACUGGUACGCCGCGUCUAUCGACCAGACCUACGAAGCCUGUGUGGACUUUACGGUCGAUGAGUCGGGAUCUGGCUCGACAUCUUCGUCUUCCUCGAGUUCCUCUACCUCCUCUAGUACCACUUCCAGCGUAUCUGUUGAGACUCAGAGCAGCUCCUCGUCUGUUCCAACUUCAUCUUCAUCUUCAUCUUCAGUCCCCUCUGAGACCCCAGCGGUUGAAACCACACCGGCUGUAACCUCUACUCCUGCAGAGAGCACUACCGCUGUCGCUUCUACCUCUGACACCGAAUAUACCACUCCAGCUCUGGUUGCUACUUCAACUUUUGCCACUAAAGUCCGUGCAUCUGAGACUCCAUCCGCAGACUCUGGCUCUUCCAGCACCACCGGAGUGGCUACUUCGAUACCGAUUCCUGUCAAUGGCAGUCCCGAGCAGAAACUGACCUGGAUUGAGAGUGUCUUCAAGUAUCUUGUUGACAACUGA